This is a messenger RNA of Varroa destructor (honeybee mite), 8526 nucleotides long. RefSeq names its product nonsense-mediated mRNA decay factor SMG8. The record is from RefSeq and is a predicted model, not a curated record. Gene Ontology annotation, biological process: nuclear-transcribed mRNA catabolic process, nonsense-mediated decay. NCBI's taxonomy places the organism in Eukaryota, Metazoa, Arthropoda, Arachnida, Mesostigmata, Varroidae.
AUUUUCAUGUGAAUGCUUAUAACAUGGAUUAAAAACGCAGCGCGUCUGCUAUCACAAGAUGGCGACUCCCAUAAGGAGACGGUUUUUGCAAACUUCGGUGAAUACAACUACCUGUGAUUUUCGGAAGUCAUUCUGAGUCAGAUGGAAUUCGACGAAACAACUGUUAAAUCCUUAUUGCAGCACCCUGAUGAAGAGGUGUGCGUGGUAACCUGCAUAGGGAAGGCUCGCAUUGAUGGUUCGUGCUCUAACCUUGCCAGUGAUUCUAGGUUCUACUACGACAUCGCCAACCGGACCAUUUACCUUUCAUGUGAACUUUCAAUUAAAGCGAUGCCAUUCCUUCACGUGAGCCAUGUGCUGGUUUUUAUAUCCGAUAGUAGUCAACUUGACGUUCAAUACCUGCAAUGGUUUCGCCGGUUGGAUGCUGUCCGUCUCAAGAACAAAGAUCAGCUUCAAAAGAAAUUCGAUCGUCCUUCCGGCAGAUACUGCUCACCUAGAGCCCUCUUCGUACUUAGAAAACCACUGGAAGAUGCCAAAGGUUUCGAAUUUAACAUGGAGGACCUCAUUUACAGAACGCUUCGACGCAGUAGGAUAGUCACAAAUAAUUGCGGCAAUUCGCUAUUUGCCGUACCCAUGAGCCGCACCUUUGUGCAUGUUGGUCAUGAGCACUGUAUGGAGUUCAUCGAAGGGCAUACGCGACUGGCUUUUAAGCAAGGCUUCAACGACAAUGUGGGACGAAACGCCGGCGUGGCGUACUUCCGGCUUGCUCAGCUCCACCGCUGGGUUGAUGUAUUUGAAAAAAUGGUCCAUUUUUUCCGCAACGUGAAUGAGAUUGACAUUGAUGCAAAGUUCAGCGAAGUACGAUGUUCGAAGGCGUAUCCAGUUGCUUUACAGGCAUACCAUGACAACCUACCGCCAUACUACGAUGAAUUUGUACAUCAGGCGAAAGUUGCCUACGCAUUAAAGGUAUUUCGUGCAAAGGCGAAGGGACCCACUGUUCAGCGUCUGGCGGAAGAGCUGCGCAGGGAAUGUGAGGAGUUUUGGAAAAGCGGACACGAGACCUGUAAGGAAAAAAGUUUGACAGGACACGGAUGUGGAAAGCCUAUUCAUGCAACUGGAGAACAUCUCGCGCGCGUUCAGUUUCUCUCGGUGUGCAACUGUGGCCGUUCGCGGCACGUUCGAAUGGAUCCUUUUUCCUUGAUCCAUGCCAAUUUCAGCUUUUAUGAACGGCCCGAUUGUUGCGCAGACCUUACACCUGUGAUUUUUGCUUCAAAAGACGAUUCAGAGGCUGAUAUGACUUGCAGUGAGACGCCUAUUCCGCCAAAAUUCCCAUCGUGGAGCUGCGUCUGUUUAGGUCCAUCCUCAAGAUAUUCACACAAGGUGGGUAUUACUGACCAACAAGGGUUUUUCUCUGGUAGCAACUUCUUACUGCCUUGGGAUGUCAAGCUUGAUUUUCCUCGUCUACUUAGCUCGGGUGACUCACGGAAAAGUAGUACACGAAGUACAAAAAUUUUCAUAGGAUUGGAGUACGAAUGCCCCAAAGGUGAUCGCUUUAUGCUGUCUGCGCCCGACACCAUGCUUAGAUCAUCAUCUUGCGGCUUGGUCAAGGAGACCGCUAGCAAGAUCGUGGGAUCAGCGAUGCCGUUGUACUUUCCAUGCCCUUGCGCACUGAAGGCGCAUGCGCAGCUUAUGCGGUUACACGUGGUUACUCCGAAGUUAGCCGUUGAUGUGACUGUUCAGCCGAGGGUUCAACCGGCCCCGUCGAGCCCUGUCUUUUACCCCCUUGAAGCAAUCACUCUCACUCAAAGCUCGUAUUGGGUGAUUCGCCUACCAUACGUAUACAAGAAUAAAGGUGUUGUGUAUCGGCCACCAGAUGGUACCCCAUGGGGUGUGGAAUCGGCCAGACUUCUCGGAGGUACGUUUAGCGUUGCUACCGGGAGACCGUCGUGAGCGCGGCUCGGAGUAGACGAUGAUGAAAAUAACUUCGAUAUGUGACAUCUUAGCCGAUAAAGAGCGAUGCUCAUUAGCGUCGAUCUGAAGGCAAUCUAAUAAGAUGUUUGUCCUUAAUGACUUGGAGCCGUCCUACUGCGUGGCUAAGCAGUAUAGACAUGCGCAUCACUACAAUUUGCUGUUUCAGUCAGCAAAUUUCCAGUGAACGGUACGGUCAAGAUCUAGCACAGUACCAAACAAACCACAAGCACGCAAUGCAUCCCUAAAAGACAGGCGGAGAAUGUCGUUGUUAAUAUAAACCUUAGCGAUUAAAGCUGGCAAAGCGUUAGUAAGACUGACUCAGCUUCUUGGCCCCGUGGUAAAAGCCUUUUAACAUCCGAAGCAGUUUUUUUGUUUGACUAUACUGCGGUCGAUUGAAAUGACAUUUAGUGGGUGCAUUGGGCGCAUAUUAUAUGUACAAAAUUAUUUUGUUCUCCGGGCCUUUACAGUCAAGACAAUGUAAAGAAAUCGGUAUCUUUUAAAGAUGAGUACGUCUCUAGAAAAUGAAAAAAAGCUGUAUCUUUUUUUAUUUCUGAACUGGAUUCAAAUAUGUUGGGUUUAAGUAAUUCAUCUGAAAACGACGUCACAAUAAACGAUGUGUAUGCUAAUGAAAUAAUUAGCAGUAAUGUUUGCUAUUGGCAUGAAAUCCCCUAUUAAAUAUGCGAACAUGAAGCGGAAGGAUAAAGCAGGGUGUUAGAUGUAGUCCAACAAGCACUGAUACAAAUAAUACAUGAAUGUCAAGGUUCUCCCAUUACUUCUUCCGCGCAAAACCCGUCAACAACUCUUAAGCAUUACUAUUAGUACUGUUUUUAUUGUAGAUGAAGCCAAACUAUCUGUACAAAGAAGUUAGCGUAAUUGUUGAAAUGCACUAUUUGAAAUACGUUCAAAUAGAGCGAACUUUAAGAACACUCACAAUGCAGCCGUUUUCUAAAUUAAAUUUUAUGCUGCUCAGUUUAUCCUCCCCUUGAUAUUACUUUAAAGACCAGUUCUCUAACAGACCUUGAUAUGCUGAGUUCCCGGUACUUUUUUUAGCGCGUCGUCUCAACCAUAUAACAACAUAACCGCCAGGCAAGGUAGAGCCUUUUGCUGAAGUUCUUGUAAUAUGAUUUUUUAGACGUGUAAAACACGUAGCAAUGACGAGCUACUCGUGAUAUCAGAGUGUCAGCUGGUUCAGGAUAAGCCUAAAUUCACCACCUGUUUCUAAACAUAUUUAUAAUACGAUUCUAUCGACUUCUUUUCAACAAGUUUUGGGCAGGCCUUCAGAUUAUUGACGAGGAUUAGCACUGAUCUUAGGUGCUUAGAUGCUUAUAGUGGUUUAACUGUUCCGCACUUUUAUACUCAAUGUGCAACGAUUAUAUUCAAUAUGUCGUUCUAAAAGCAUUUAUAGAACUUAAUACUUUAUUUUUGUCCUUUUUCUGCUAUGUACCGUAAGGCAUUCCGGCAUCUCCAAAUAGUCGAAUUUUACUACCUUUUUACAUUAAUAGAUAGAAAAUGAAUAAGUCAUGUCAUUAGUAAAAAGCGUUUUGGCAUAUAUAUGGGGCAGUAAAUUGGAUUCGACAACUCGUUUAGCGAGGCUGGAAAAUCUAGGAAGCAGAGGUGCAAUAUAGGGUGCUUAAGAAGUUCCCAGCAAAUUUAAUAUUUCUCUUUGUGGAUCCGUAAACAGGCCGGUAGACCGUCCAGCGAUAAAUACAAUAGCGUUUGCUAUUAUAUUAUUCCAAACAGUCGAUUGGAAAAGCGUUUGUUUUUCAUGAAAAGUGCUUCAGAGAAAAAUAAUUUAACUGUAGAACUAAGGAUUCCAUUACAGGGACACUCCAUGAACGACUAUGGCUCAUUUUUGCCUGAACCGCUAUGUAAAUAAACAAAAUGAUCGCCUCUCGACUCAAAGAACACUAUAAAAUAAGUGUUGAAUAACCACUUAGGGUCACUACUUGUUGUCGCUUGUAGAGCAAAGAUGUCGCUGCUUUUUUUUUUUACUGGAAGUGACAGUAGAACAGCAACAAUAGCCGAUGGCGAUAUGGGGCAACCAUACAGAGUAGGAAACUCUGCGUAAAAUCAUGCUCCUAGGCCGACAUACGUCGCUACACUGCAGUGACGUGACGUGGCUGCCCAGGUCGUAUGAUUUGCUGGUGGUCCAUGAAAACAAUCCACGGUUUUCAAUCUAAAGUAAAAAUCAAACAUUAAUCACGAUGUCAAGUCACAUAAUUUUUCUUUAUUUACACACUAUUUACAUGAUAUCUAUAUCUCAAUCCACGCUUGUUGAGUUACACCUCGUUGAAUAGAGCUAAUCAAUUGGAGAUUAACAGUAAGCAUCUACUAUAUUGUAAUAAUCGUGUCAUUAUAAAUGCGCCAUGGCGUUAACUUCUAUUCUCAUCGCCAUCACAACACACACCCACACAUGUGCUUAUUGUUACAAGCAACAUCGACUUCAGGCUCGGCGUCAUUAUUACGUAACAGCCGUCGUUGUGAUCACACACCAGUCCCCGAUCCCCAAUUGUUAAUAUUGUUAUUCUUAUUACAUGUUGCAUGCUAAAUACAAUAUAUCGUCGCCGUCCUCUCCAUUAUAUCAUUCUUUUUCCUCACCGAGUGAUUCUCAUUCGCAAAAUAAAAUAGCAUCUAACCCAUCAUCCUCGCCUCUUAUGUUGGGCUUGACGUGUACCACAUCCAUCUAACAUUUCGAAAAUGAAGGAACAAUACCAACGACCUUCUGUGAUACUUACUAUUGGUAUAUCACCGCAUCCGCUCCUUCCUAACCAAUCUAUUUAAUCUAACUCUCACUCAAUUUAAUUCAGUUACAAUAAUGUCCUUUGUUCGCCAUCGAUUUGCUGGGUCUUUUUCGUCCUAUAAUUGAAUAACUUUGGCCUUCAUCACCGUCAAUCAUCAGCAUGGUCAUCGAUCAUUUUGCUUUUCGGUUAUGCGUUAUAGUAUGUAUCAUGUAUUUUAUUUUCAUAAUCAUAUAACACAAGAUGCUUUCGAGAACCAAUCACUGCGUGUUAGGUGUGGUGGUCAAGACUAAUCAACAAACCACUUAUCAAGUCGAUUGUGAUACACCAGAAGCGCCUCAUAUUGGAUAACAGGUGAAAUGGCGAGUUGACCCCGCGCGUUAUCUGACCAAAUAUACGUUAAGGAAACAUUUUAUCCCAUUAGGACUGCAGAUUUGACUUCGUUGUGACACACCCGUAUGGCAGGGUGAUAAAGCCUUAUAGUGCGGGGCCACUGAAGUAUGCUGUGUACUUCAGCUACUACUACGUAACAUAAAAAAUUACUUCUCUCAUGAAAUUGCUGUAAUAACGGCGAAAUGAAUUUGUCCUUGCAUAGUUACUUACCAUCAUACAUCGAAAAUAAAAACUAAAAGGCAUUUUGUGGGCACAUAUUAAGCUGACGAGUUGGAUUCGUUGAAAUGACGAGUCGAAUUUUUGAAGUUAAUUCCAGAUUUCUCACGGCAGCCUACGUGUCAGCCGUUAAGUUCUCUUUAGGAGAUGGUUGAAGACAACUACGAAAUGACGAGCCAAAGGACAAUGAUAUUAUUACAAUUUUUAUAUUUCAUGCACACCUUUAUACAUUAUCAAAUAAAUAUUUGGACACGCUUUGCACACUUCACUGGAAUUCAGAACUUACCAUCCAGUCCACCAAGUCUCCCAUUUCGAGUCUUUCAAUAAAUUUGAUGGGGUAAAUCUUGUAACUAACGAUUAUAAUAUAGCUUUUUCGUACAGGUCUCAAAUUAUGUCAUGUGCAACUAUGGCUAUGGAUAAACCCGAUGGCUGUCGUUGUCCAAACAACAUGCGAACAGAAUGAAUCAUACCAUAAUAUGGAACUAAACGUUUGUUUUAUAUACUAGCUGGAAAUCAACCAGCUGAAAUCGGUACUAAAAUUGCUAUCGUGUGUGAGAAAUGUUAUGUGGUACUGAAGAGCAAUUACCGACAUUACCAUGUUCAUUAUUAUUACUAAAAUGACGUUGUGUAUUUCCUCUUUGAGGAAAACGAGCAAUCUCGCUGUUUUUUUUUUUUUUCGUAUGUACGUCCGCCACUCGCGCUUCAUUACUCUUGUAGUCAGUAAGCAUGAUAUCAUGAGGCUUACGGUUACCACUUCGUGGCUAUAUUAGAGCCAGUUUAUAAACAGAUAGUGACUGAUUCCGAAUGUAGCAACAACACCAUUUUGUCAAGUAUUAAUUGCCUUCAUGAUGAUAACAUUAAUUUAAGCCAUUAGAAACACUACCAAUGAUUUUCCGCUGCGUACCACCUUUCCUCGUGCGCUUUCUAGCAAUGAGAUUAAUCACCGUUAGUAGAAGAAGACUAGAACCAGACUGCUCCAGAUUUAAUAUGCUUCCCUUUUCAACGGUUCUUUUAACAGUAUUUUCGUAACCGAGCUUAAAUCUGACUUUUAGUUAGAUCAUGAAAAAAAUCGAUUGACACUUAAUACUAAACCUACUCACGCGUCUUUUAUAUCUAAUGUUACCAUGCCAGGUCAAAAUGAACAAUCCUUGAAAAGAGUUAUUACUUUCACAACUAAACGUAGAUUCUCAAUGGUGUAAAGUUUUAUGGCAGCGUACUAACUUUUAGAUAUGUAAACUGGAAAAAAAAAUGGCAAACCGUUAAACUGAUCGGUAGUGGUAGGUUCAGUACUAAAAAAACACUGUUGGAAAUUAUUUUGCCGUUCUCGUUUGGUGACACCUGCUUAAUUAAAAUUCGUGGCUAAUUUCAACUGCAUGUCAUAGAUAAAAUAAUCAAAAUAUCAAGCACAUCGAGUAGCUAGAACACGUGCAUGGUGCACAACCUAAAUAUUUGAUUAUGAAAAUCUGCUCUUUGUAGCUUCUAUCAAUGGGCAUUCUUAUCUAUUUUCAUGACACAAAGUCAGUCGCACGACUUUGCUCUUACUUUCUCAGCCAUUUUCGAUUUGUGUUAGCAUAGAGGGCGCUCAAUAUCACGUAUGAAUACGUAAAUAGUGAGCGCGGUUUCUAGUAAUUUCCUCGUCUACCGAGUUGCUGUAUCAAUGUCGUUUCAGUUACUCUGCGGCCCAGUGAUUCACUGGCCAUUUGCCUAUGAAAGAAAACUGAUAAUGUUUGUAGAAUAUAAAGAGUACCAUGAGCGGCAUGAAUGGAUAACUUAUGUGAGCAGUUCUCCUCAUUCCUUCCUAAGCUUAAUGAUUUUAACCCUCUUUAGCCUCUCCCUCAAUCACACCAUUGUCGGGCAGUCUUUUCUUCCCGGGUAUACAUAUAUAUAUAUAUAUUCUCGUUCUAGGCUCUGAUACUUUUUCAGAGACCCCGAGACCUAAGGUUUCACUUGUGCUAGCCCGGUAUAUGUCUAUAUAUGUCUGCCCAACUAAUAAUAAUACAUAGUUGUACUAUCUAAAGCAAUCAGUUUGCUCCACGGCUCCUCACAAAAGUAUUACGGUUGUAUGUACAAUGCGUUCUAAUCAACAAAACGAUUCACUGCAAAAAAUCGAUACAUUUUGCUACGAGGCACAACGACUAUAUUUUUGUUUUUUCGUUACGAUAAUUUAACUGUAAAAAUAAAAACGACUUACAGCCGAGUGGCUAGAAAUAAAGGAUGAUCAAUGUCAAAAUAUAAUAACUAGGCGGAUCGAAACUCACCUUGGACACAACAUAAAGAGAACGAACUGUAGUUCAUAAACCGAAUAAGCUGAGCAUGUCUGCCUUCUCGGCGAUCUUCACAUGUACAGGCGGUCUAAACUGUCUCGCCUGACUUGUGUUCAACGUGAUCAAAAUAAGGUGCCACUGCGUAAAUUCACCAACUUCUAAUUAAAUUUUCCCACACAUUUCACAUGUUCGCUUCAGAACAAAGGUAUUUUUACCUCAAUUAUUCAGUGUGGGUUCCACACCAUGAGUUGCCUAUGACCUAUUUCUAUGAACCCAUUGCGGAUAUUUAGCAAAGACAAGGCAAGUAGCUUAGGAGUGCUUUACCACGAGUUCGCAUAAUGACGGUCUUCGUUCAGUAAAUCUAAAGGAUUCGUCCACAUUAGACACCAUCAGAAUAACAAUCAAAGCUAGAUGUACUUAACGGGAUGGCGUCUAGUCACCUUACAAGGUUUACUGUUACUGUUUUUGCAGCAUUAAGAAUUCGACAAGUUCCGAUGUGAUAAGCUUGUAGCAGUGUCAAGCUACUAACAUAAUAAUGCCAAGGGAGAAAAGACACCGGCAACGUGCGUGAGAUCUAAAAAUCGUUAUUGUUAUAUCCAACCCGCUCCAUUGAGUGUCACUCGGUGCUCGUAAACUUGCGGAACUUUCUGGGAGCACGGUUCCGAAGUAUAACACAAUCGCAUCGCAUUAUUGUAUAUAUCCUUUGUUUCUAUCAUACAUCGAUAAGAGCCCACGGCGUAUACAGCCCGGUUCACUCGACCUAAACCCCAGCUCCUCCUUCGACAUACCUUGCCACAUUUACAGACAGAUUUUUCUCCCGCUUACUUUUCCUUAUUCCGUAUAGAAACGUGUAUACGUUCUGUAAAUACCGCGCCCAGCCACGUUGGCCAUACCGUGUCUCUUCGUUGCUCUACAGUAAUAUAAGUCUGCUCUUCCUCGCUUCAUUU